Diabrotica balteata is the source of this 1721-nucleotide messenger RNA. Lineage: Eukaryota; Metazoa; Arthropoda; Insecta; Coleoptera; Chrysomelidae. The record is from the annotation of a GenBank genome assembly.
AGAGAGACGAGAAUUUUAAUUAGAUGCACAACAAUAUAUUGCUGGAAAAUAUUAUUUUGUUGUAGUUUUUAAGUGAUUAUAAUUAAACAAUAACGUAAAGUGUACGUAAGAUAAAGAACCAUGUGAAUAGUGAUGUUUGUAUGUGUAUUGUGCGAUGUAAAAUUUUUUCCAUAGUCCCACCAAGCGGCCAUUUUUAUCUAUGUAUGUACUGAACCUGUCAAUGAGCUUUUGUGUUUUUAACAUGACAAUAUUGUUAAACAACACUAAAUUAUAUUUCAAUAUCAGAGAAGCAUAGACAUUUAAUCAAAAUGGACAAAGUUUUGAUGCCAGUUCCUAUAAAAAUAGAAGAUGAUUCAGAGGACAAAAUAAAGCCAGAGGUUGAGGUUAUAGAUUUGGACGAUUAUACAUCUUCUGAAGACAGGUUACGAAGAUGGAACUCAAAAGUUCGUCGUAAGAUAAUACCCUUGUAUGACGAGGAUGAAGCUUGUAAAGUUUUGUUUAGUUUAAUGAAAUGGUACACUGAGACAUUACUAGAAGACGUUAUAGACACGGAUAUUUGUGAUACUUUCAUCCAAUACUUAAAUAAUCACCUCAACUUUUAUUACUACACUUUCGUAAGAUCAAAAUUCCAGUCGAUGGAUCAGUAUUUGUCCCACAUGGAAGACAUUUUGGCAAUAAAUCUAGACUAUGAAAUCGAACUGUUUAUGAAAGACCAAAAGAAGUAUAGGAAACAUUAUCGCCAAAAGAUGUUACGCAAAUUGCAGACGUUGUUGUUUUACGAUACUGAUUCCUAUUUGAACGUUUUGUUGAAGGUUAAACUCGAUAUCAGUUCGGAGGCUUCGAAGAUUUAUUGGAAUUUCAUUUUUAAAUUUGUACUGUCCAAAGGACCAAAAUCAACCACGGAUCUCGACUUUUGCCGAGCUUACAUCUUACACGAGAGGUGGAAGAAAGUGUCCAAUAAUGAGAUGCACAAAAUGAUCAACGAUAUGCUAUAUACCAUCUACUCUCGAGGAGUUGAAGAUGUAGCAUCGAAUCAACAUCUGCAAGAAAUAUCGAAGCCUCGAGAUACACAAGUAUUAACUUUUAUAACCGCCCACGAACUUACACAGCUCUGCAAGUCCUUCAUAGAAUAUGUUAUUAAAAAGAACGAGGAGGAGACUAUGCGGCUGGUAGCGGAGCGACUAGAUAGAGACGAUAGUGAUGACGAACAACUGAAAGCUCUUCAGGAAGUGUCCAUCACGUCGCAAGUGGUGGAGUCGAUACCAGCAAGUUCCCAAGCAGUAGAAAAUCAGAUAGAUGCUUCUGGAUCAGAUCAAAUUAUCGACCUCGAAAGUGAUGACCAAAAACCUGAAAACGAGUGUGUAGCGGUUGGAGUAGGGUCUGUAAAUUGUAACCCCGAGGAUUCGCAAAUGGUUCACGAAAUUUGGGACGGCGAUGACGAUAUUUCUUCCAUUAUAUAUUUUUCUCGGAAAGAGCGCAGUGUACCAUCCUUCUUGGAAUCCAUAGAAAUUCCCAAAUCCAUUGCAGAUAAGGAAAAUAGAAAUCCAAAAGAAAAGUCUAAAUUCGGUCAACCUCCAGUGACGCCAUCUACAUUGAAAUUGCAAAGCAGUAAUUCGGUCCAGUCUAGAGAAAAGCAGUCCAGGAAAUUCACGCGGAAAAAAACUAUAGACUCCACUAUUGACCUAUCAAUUGAUUUGGACAGUGUGGAGAGUAUUGAGUAA